AUGGGUUGCACACCUUCUCAAAAUGGGAUCGUUCAAAUUCUUGCAAAGAAUGCAGCUAAACCUUUGAAGAAAAACAAAGCCAUACUUCCACCUGAGGAUCAUACUAAUGGAAUUACAAUUCCUUUGGCUGUCAACCUCAACGGUGAAACUAAUCAGAAAACCAGAGCAAAAGAUUCCGAUUAUGACAUUAAUCAUCCAGAAAAGGGCUUUUCUGAUGCAAGUGGUGGGCUGUCUACGAGUGGGUCUUUAUCAGAAGACCAGAGGAAACAUGGAACAGAUGGGACAGCUGAUGAAGGAAUGGUCAGUUUGACAUACCAAAAGAGAAGAACUACAAGGAAAUACAGUUCAACCUGUUCAGAGCAAGAGCUGACACAAGACACACAACGAGAUAGCAAUCUGAGGAAAGGCAAGAAAUCAAAAAGCCGUAAAUCUGGUAAACACGGCCGACACGCAAAACAGGAUCAGAUUGUUGUUGUUGAAACAGAAAAGAAAGUUGACUUCCCAGAGCUACUGGUUAAGGCUCACCAGGAUGCUUAUGCCUUCUUGAAUCCUAAUUUGUCAAAAUAUGAAGGUAUCAUUUCCAUGGCAAACCAAGCAACCCAGACCCAGCUGAUCAUGCAGCAGAUGGUUAGUUUCAUGGCCCUGAGAUUUGAUGAGAUCAAUCAGUGUUUGGGAGAAAUUGCUGAAGAUGGAGAAAAGCUUUUAAAAGAUGCGGGGGGCAGCCUCACCUGGCCAUGUGGAAAAGACAACCUUUCAGAACAUCCAGACUUACUGCAGCAGUUGCUACAGUAUACAGUAAACAGAAUGCAGUCUUUAAAUUGCACUGUGUCAUCGCUAACCACAAAUGCCUUGCAGGAAACUUGUCAUUUUUUACAGUCAGCCGUCGACAGUUUUCAGGAAAAACUAAAGAAAAAGGAACACCACGAGGAAUGCUUGCUAAAGAUGAUUAAUGCAUUGGAGGACUUAGCAGCUGGUUCUACACAGCCCCAUCGAAAUGAUUUGACUCUUUAUUCCGAGGACAGCGGAUUUGGGGGUGACGGUGAAUCCAUCAGAGGAUACAGAUCUCCUGAAAAGAUGGAAAGACGGGCAAGCGUUGACACAUCUGAACAUAUGAGUUUGGAACGAAGUGAAAUAAUUUUAUCAAAGGAAGGGUUAACCUGUGGAACUAACGUGGUUGAUUCUACUGCAGACUUAAAGGGUGGCUCUGACAGUGUAACUGAAGUAUCUCGAACACAAGUGGACAAUACAAGAGUUUCUAAGCAAAUCAGCAUUACCAGUAAUAGUUCAGUAAGCUCAAUUGGGACCUGUGCCACUCUAGAACAAGAUAGUGUUCAUGGUCAAGACCCGGACGAUUCAAGUAGCAGUGACAACAGCUAUGAAGAGAGCGAUGAUAACAAAAGUUUAUCAAGUCAAGUUAGCUUACCGCAAAGGCCUCUAACCUCUCCAGCAGGAACAUGCACUUAUAAACACUUACCUAAAUGGAUAGAAAACCCAGAUAAUGAGGAAAUGACACUGAAAAUGAAAGAAGCUAUAAGUGAAAAAAUCAAGUUUGUCCCUGGCAAAUCAAGCAGUAACGUGUGGACUAGAGAAGAAGUAAGUCGAGAAGUUGUAAGGCCCAGUACAGCAGAUGGAAGCAACAGGAGAACAUCUAGGCACAGAAGGUCUCGGUCUGCAGAGUCACUUAAAAGCCAGGGUGAAGAUCCUACUCUCUUGGAACUUCAGAGGACUCAAAAAGAACUCACGAAAAAGUUAGAACAACUGUAUUUAUCAAAUGGAACUAGAAGAAAGAAGGCACCACAAAACCGCAGUAAUAAAUCUUUUGUGCAUACAGGAUGCAUUAGUUCAAGUGCUGCUCCAACCAACAAACUCAAGGCCUGUCUUGAUAAAAGUUUUAAUAUAUUGCCAAGUCAGGAAAGAAUUGCAGUAAGAAAACAUAAUAUUGAUGUAGCAAAGGACCCAAAUGCUAAUCAAGACAGUCAUAUAGUAAGUACAACAUUAUCUAAACAGGAUGCAAAGAUUGUAGACAGUCCUAUUUUGGCUAUUAUUUCCCCAAGGCAGUCUGUGCGUAAACUUAUUCAAGCUUUCAGCCCAGAAGACAAUUCAAUAAAAACCUUAAAUCGGAAAACAUUGGGACCACUGAGAUGUGUUCGAAAAGUUGGAGUACCUGUCCUACCACCCACAAUUCCUGCCUUUAGAGGAUUACAGGCUUUAGAUAACAUUAGUGAUAAUUUGUCAACAGCUGAUGGGAAUCCCUCAAAUGCAAGUACAUGUAUCCCUCCUUUGGAAUCUUCACUAUUUCAGGAUUCUAACAAGACUUGCACAAAUGAAUCUGGGAUUGAAGACCUGGAGGACCUGCCUCCUCCUCCUCUCGAAAUACUGAUGGAUAAUUCAUUCAAUGUAUUUCAGUAUGAUGGUUCUAACUAUAAUACCUUACCUUGUGCAAUGAAGAAUGCAUCCACAACUUCAAAAAUGAAAGCAUCUAUUAAUAUAAAAGACUUGUUACCAAACAAAAAUAGUACUGAAGCAUAUAUCCCCACAGUUAAGACAUCUGGUAAAAAAGAACCAGUCAAUGGCCUUGGAAAAUUCUCUUUGCAGUCUGGUCAACACAACAGAGAGAAAGUUCCAGGUCUGGACCCUAUGAGAAAAAAUGAAAUCGAGGAAGUUGCACAUUUAUACAGGCAGUCACAUAAAAUAAUUCCUUUACAAAACCUCAGUGAUGGUGAAACAUUGAAUCCAAACCCUCAUAUUAAUUCUGUUAAACAAAGUACUCCUUUGUUUUUACCUAAGCAAAAGCAGUGUUCUCCAAAGUUACAGCAGAGUGAAAAGAGUCCAGUAACACUGAGAAGAACUUCCCCAACAAGGGCAACAGCCUCUUCUCCACCUACAGAGAGAAAAAUAGCAAGCCCUCCAACUAGUAGAGCUGUAAUUAAAAGUCGUUCCCAGGUACAACCUAGUCCUCCUCCAGUUCAGAAGAGCACCAGUCCUUCAGGUUCUUUCAGAGUACCAAGCCCCCCAAAUCCAUCCAAGCUGUCUAGUCCUCCAACCCUGCGCAAGUUACCAAGCCCCCAUCAGAUACGGCGACAACAAAGUCCACCAGGUCAGCAGAAGCUGCCAAGCCCUCCUCAGAUACAGCGACAACAAAGUCCACCAGGUCAGCAGAAGUUGCCAAGCACUCCUCAGAUACGGCCACAACAAAGUCCACCAAGUCAGCAGGGGCUGCCAAGCCCUCCUCAGAUACGGCGACAACAAAGCCCACUAGGUCAGCAGAAGCUGCCAAGCCCUCCUCAGAUACGGCGACAACAAAGUCCACCAGGUCAGCAGAAGCUGCCAAGCCCUCCUCAGAUACGGCGACAACAAAGUCCACCAAGUCAGCAGAGGCUGCCAAGCUCUCCUCAGAUACGGCGACAACAAAGUCCACCAAGUCAGCAGAGGCUGCCAAGCCCUCCUCAGAUACUGCCACAACAAAGUCCACCAAGUCAGCAGGGGCUGCCAAGCCCUCCUCAGAUACGAAGACAACAAAGUCCGCCAAGUCAGCGCAGGCUGCCAAGCCCCCCUCAAAUACAAAAGCAGCAAAGUCCACCAAGCCAACGUAGAGCAUCAAGUCCACCAAGCAGCCGACGUGAACCUAGUCCUUCCUCACAUAUUACACCUUCUCCUCCGCUUUCUCCAUCCUUUACACAUAAGGGACUAAGACGAAGCUCUGAUGAGCCACAGGCUUCCCCAAAAAUUAUUGGCAAUGCACAAUCAAUAUUUUGCCCGUCGUCUACAUCCCUAUUUGAAGCAAAACUUGCCUCUUCACCAUGCACAAAUAGCUCAGAAAUUACACAGAACCAUUCUUCUGUUUCUGUACUGAAACACAGUUUAUUGGGACGCCAGUAUGAUGACCAGCACAGAAGACUUGCAACAAGUGCUGCAAAUCCCCAACCUUUUGUUCGAAGAUGCUACUCAGACCGCAGGCCCAGAGUCCAGCUACGUCUGCCAACAUCGGUCUCUACUUCUGCACUCAGUGAACCUGCUGUCCAGCAAACUGGGCCUGAUGAAUCUACGCGGAAAGACAGCCAAUCAUCGACCAGUCCAGGCUUAACGGAUCCCAAAACUUCCAGCCAGAAGGCCUCUUAUCCAGAGCUGUGCGUGGUGGGACAAGGCCUCCAGUGA
Nanorana parkeri is the source of this 4155-nucleotide messenger RNA. RefSeq names its product chromosome unknown C2orf71 homolog (gene PCARE). NCBI's taxonomy places the organism in Eukaryota, Metazoa, Chordata, Amphibia, Anura, Dicroglossidae. Gene Ontology annotation, cellular component: photoreceptor outer segment; photoreceptor inner segment. The coding region runs from base 1 to 4155 and encodes 1384 amino acids. Gene Ontology annotation, biological process: protein localization to photoreceptor outer segment; photoreceptor cell outer segment organization. The transcript is spliced from 2 exons. The record is from RefSeq and is a predicted model, not a curated record.